This is a messenger RNA of Jaculus jaculus (lesser Egyptian jerboa), 534 nucleotides long. Its product is annotated as NHP2-like protein 1. NCBI's taxonomy places the organism in Eukaryota, Metazoa, Chordata, Mammalia, Rodentia, Dipodidae. The record is from RefSeq and is a predicted model, not a curated record. The transcript is spliced from 2 exons. The coding region runs from base 1 to 519 and encodes 172 amino acids. Gene Ontology annotation, molecular function: RNA binding. Gene Ontology annotation, cellular component: small-subunit processome; precatalytic spliceosome; U4/U6 x U5 tri-snRNP complex. Gene Ontology annotation, biological process: mRNA splicing, via spliceosome; maturation of SSU-rRNA.
AUGAGGAGGUGCCCAGGGCUGGCAGCCUGCAUCGCACUGGUAUCCGGAGAGCGCAGUAGCAGCAUUCCACCGAGCUGCUCCGCCCUGUACAACUGCCUCACGCAGCUGUUUACAAUGACAGCGAAGGCGUCUGCUACAGAGGCUGAUGUUAAUCCAAAGGCCUAUCCCCUGGCAGACACCCACCUCACCAAGAAACUACUGGACCUUGUUCAGCAAUCGUGUAACUACAAACAGCUUCGGAAAGGAGCCAAUGAGGCCACCAAAACGCUGAACAGGGGCAUCUCUGAGUUCAUCGUGAUGGCAGCAGAUGCUGAGCCCUUGGAGAUCAUCCUGCACCUCCCACUUCUGUGUGAAGACAAGAAUGUCCCCUAUGUGUUUGUGCGUUCCAAGCAGGCCCUAGCGCGGGCCUGUGGGGUCUCCAGGCCUGUCAUUGCCUGUUCUGUCACCAUCAAAGAAGGCUCUCAGCUCAAGCAGCAGAUCCAGUCCAUUCAGCAGUCUAUUGAAAGGCUCUUGGUCUAAACCUGUGGCCUUAGC